Molecule: messenger RNA, 590 nt
Organism: Chironomus riparius
Lineage: Eukaryota; Metazoa; Arthropoda; Insecta; Diptera; Chironomidae
Source: the annotation of a GenBank genome assembly
CGAUGAAGAUACUGGAGACCUCUGGAAAAUCAUGAAAAUUUGAUCUCAGAUUACUGUAAAAUUUAAAUUCAUUUCUUUCGUGAACGUUCAUUAAGAUUGACUUAAAAUUAUGGCAACAGCAGCAAAAGUCUCAGCACAGUCGCUAAAUGCACGCUUUCAGAUGUUUCGAAGCAAGAUGCAGGAGAACUUGUCGAAUUUAUCAGAAAAUGAUAAAGUUCUAGCAAUCAAGUGGGUCGACAAGCUCAGUGGAUUUUCAACAAAAAUGUCAGAUUUGGAGCUAAGGAACAACAUAAUUAUGUAUCUAGUCUUUCAAAGUACAACAGGCAAGUUGACAGCACCAUUUAAUGUUCCACCAAACUUCUCGUCACUUGACAAAGUGGGUCCAAUUCCAGACAUGAGCAAGGAAGACAUUUUUCCUGACGACUUAAAACUGCCAUUAAUAAUGCAAAAUUCUCCAGAUCAUGGUGCAUUUUUGGUCUCACAGCCUAUACCAAAAUGCGGUGCCUUCGCUUAUAUUGCUAUUGUCUCACGUCCAGCCAAUAAAUGAAAUUAUUUAAAGUACUAACCUUGCUGUUCCUUUUGAGAUAUUC